Solea senegalensis (Senegalese sole) is the source of this 2257-nucleotide messenger RNA. It is a transcript of the gene cwf19l1, whose product is annotated as CWF19 like cell cycle control factor 1. The transcript is spliced from 14 exons. Gene Ontology annotation, biological process: mRNA splicing, via spliceosome. Lineage: Eukaryota; Metazoa; Chordata; Actinopteri; Pleuronectiformes; Soleidae. The record is from RefSeq and is a predicted model, not a curated record. Gene Ontology annotation, cellular component: post-mRNA release spliceosomal complex. Bases 109 to 1767 code for a protein of 552 amino acids. Gene Ontology annotation, molecular function: RNA lariat debranching enzyme activator activity.
UGUCUUUUCUGCCGGACAAGAAUCGGUGACGCACGGAAUUUUCGAACUGCACACAAAUCUAAACGACACAUUUUUAACAAAACAUUCGACUUGAGUUUCGACCGAAUCAUGGGCGAACAACCAGUGAGAGUUCUGGCGUGUGGAGACGUGGAAGGGAAGUUAAAUGCUCUUUUCAAUCGAGUUCAGACCAUCCAGAAGAAGACGGGACAGUUUGACCUGCUGUUGUGCGUUGGAGAGUUUUUCGGGACGUCGCCGGAGGCCGAGGCCGAGUGGCAGCAGUACAGGAGCGGAGCCAAGAAAGUUCCCAUCCACACCUACAUCCUGGGAGCAGCGAGUCAGGAGACAGUGAAGAACUUCCCCGGCGCCGACGGCUGCGAGCUGGCUGAAAACAUCACGUAUCUGGGGCGCCGCGGCGUGUUCACCGGCGUGUCGGGGCUGCAGAUCGCGUACGUCAGCGGCCGCGAGGCCUCGCAGGAGCCGGCGCCAUCUCACUGCUUCACGGCCAAAGAUCUGUCGGCUCUGGUGGAGUCGCUGACCAACAACGCCAAGUUCCGAGGGGUGGAUGUCCUGCUGACGUCGCAGUGGCCCAGGGGGGUGUGGCUCUACGGCAACAACACGGACGUGAACACGAAGUCGUGCGGGAGCGGCUCCAUCGCCAACCUCGCUGACAAGCUGAAGCCGCGAUACCACUUUGCUGCACUGGAGGGCGCUCACUACGAGAGGCUGCCGUACAGGAACCAUGUCGUUCUCCAGGAAAACGCUCAGCACGUCAGCCGCUUCAUCGCCCUGGCAACCGUCAACAACCCCGCCAAGAAGAAGUACUUGUACGCCUUCAACAUCGUCCCCAUGAAGUCCAUGGAUCCCUCAGAGCUGGUGAAGCAGCCGCAGGACGUUACAGAAAACCCUUACAGACGCUCCACCAAAGACAAGACGGACGCCACGAAGACAAGCUUCACCUCCACCGAGGACGAGGAGCCGGUCCGCCAGUUCUUCUUUGACCUGGGUAAUAAUCAAGGCGGCGGCGGCGGCGCCCCCAGAGGCCGCGGCAGGAGACGACAUCCAGACGGAGACGGACCGGGACGAGAGCAGCACAGCAAACAGCCGCGUCGCCACCCGCAGCCCUCUGGACCGUGCUGGUUCUGUUUGGCGAGUCCUCAGGUGGAGAAACAUCUGGUCAUCAGCAUCGGGUCACACUGGUACCUGGCUCUGGCCAAAGGUGGACUGACGUCGCAUCACCUGCUCGUGCUGCCCAUCGGUCACCACCAGUCUGUGGUGGAGCUGAGUUCAGAGGUCGUCGAGGAGAUGGAGAAGUUCAAGUGUGCGGUGAGGAGCUUCUACAAGAGCAGAGGAGAGCGCUGUGUGGUGUUUGAGAGGAACUACCGCAGCCAGCACCUGCAGCUACAGGUCGUCCCGGUGCCACUGAGCCGCUGCACCACAGACGACAUCAAGGAGGCGUUCAUGGUCCAGGCUGAGGAGCAGCAGAUGGAGCUGAUGGAGAUCCCAGAACACACUGACCUCAAACAGAUUGCUCCUCCAGGGACACCGUACUUCUACGUGGAGUUGGACUCCGGGGAAAAACUCUUCUAUCGCAUCAGGAAACAGUUUCCUCUGCAGUUUGGAAGGGAGGUUCUGGCGAGUGAGGCCGUGCUGAACAUCCCGACCCGGGCCGACUGGAAGGAGUGCAAACAGAGCCGCGAGGAGGAGGAGGAGAACUGCAAACUGAUCCGGGACCAGUUUCAGCCGUUCGACUUCGCCUUAGACGAAUAAACACGUGAACGAUCGACGACGCCCAGAACUUUAACCUGGAAAGUCACGCGUGUUGUUGAGGGUCUGAACACACACACACACACACACACACACGUUCCCGUUUUACUCGCAGGCCGGAAUUUCCGUUUUUACGAGGAAAGCGCUUCAGUUAGCGCUGCCCCCGGUGGUGGUUUUUAUGUCGUCGAUUUGUCUAAACACGUCAGUUAUUUUACGUACAAUUAGAAAUCGUUUAGUUUAGAAGCGAGUUUGUUUUUAAGUCUCGUUUAUCGCUAAAGUUGAACUGAAAUUCAAAGUAAAUAGAAAAGUUUGUUUUCUGCGAGCAGGAAGAUGAACCUUUUUUUUUUCCCCCCUUUUUUGUAAAUUCCUUCACAAUAAAAGCUCUGCUCUGGAUUUUUGACCCAAACAAACUUUUCUAUGAACUUGUGCUCUUGUUUUUUAAAAAUGUGUUUGUUUUGUCAAUGAACUACGAUUAUUAAACUCUUAUUUUGUU